Lytechinus pictus (painted urchin) is the source of this 2967-nucleotide messenger RNA. Its product is annotated as gamma-butyrobetaine dioxygenase-like. Gene Ontology annotation, biological process: carnitine biosynthetic process. Gene Ontology annotation, molecular function: gamma-butyrobetaine dioxygenase activity. Gene Ontology annotation, cellular component: mitochondrion. The record is from RefSeq and is a predicted model, not a curated record. The transcript has 8 exons. The coding region runs from base 264 to 1484 and encodes 406 amino acids. NCBI's taxonomy places the organism in Eukaryota, Metazoa, Echinodermata, Echinoidea, Temnopleuroida, Toxopneustidae.
AGACCUAGAAUUCUCAUUCGCAACCGUCAUGACAAAUAUUUAUGAGAAGCUUCCAUCAAUUGUAUGUAGAUCAGAUCAGCUGGGGUCAGGCGAGCGUUCCAAUCUGUUCGUUGGUCGAGGUUCGUCCAUAUAAAUUGAUAUGCACCGCUCCUUAUACAGUUUAGUGGAGAAUAGGAAAUUACGAGGAAAGUACUGGAGGCAAAUACACUUCUCUUCCAGAAGGAAUCAAUUCAUAGGGUUGACCAUCGAUUAAGGCAGAUAACAUGAAGGGGAUAAAAAGACAGAAAAUGGACACCGCUGAAGAGGAACCACGAAUCGUUGAGGUCAGGCGGUCAAGCGAAUGGUACAAAGUGCACUGGAAUAACGGGUACACGGGUCGAUACCCAUUUGUCUGGCUUCGUGAUAACUGUCGAUGUCCAUUGUGCUACUACCCGAGCUCGAAGCAAAGGUGUGUUUUGCUAUGCGACAUCGACGUCGAAAUGGAACCGGAGAGCGAGGAGAUCAUCGACAACGGCGAAGAACUUAAGAUAUAUUGGCCUGAUAAACAUGUGAGUCCGUUUCCAUCCCGUUGGCUCUAUCACAAUCGCUUUGACAAGGUACAGUAUGACUCAGUGAAAGAUAUCAAGCCCAAGCCUUGGGGUUCGGAAAUGAUCAACCAACUUCCAAAGUUCGAUUAUAAGAAAGUAAUGGAAGACUCAAGAGUCCUACGGGACUGUUUGAGGAGUCUAAUCGUGAGUGGUAUUGCCGUGUUGACUGGAGCACCAAAGGAACAGGGGGUAACUGAAGAGAUUGGUAAACGCGUGGGUCACCUAAGGACUACUAUGUAUGGUAAAACGUUUGAAGUCCUUGCGAUUGCGUCUUCAAGUAACCUUGCCUACACCACGUUGAAACUUGGGUUGCAUGUGGAUCUUCCAUUGUAUGAGAUUCCUCCCUCUAUCCAAAUGCUCCAUUGCAUCAAGCAAUGUGAGACUAUCGGAGGUGAGAGUCAGUUCUGCGACGCCAUGAAAGUCACCAACGACCUCAAGGAAUCCGAUCCAGAGUUUUACGACACCCUCACUCGGGUCAAAGUUGACUUCCGGUUGCGCGGGAAAGACUUCAUCCCCUAUCACUACCAGCAUGCCCGACCGAUCAUCGAGCUCGAUGAGAAAGGAGAAUUCAAAGCUAUAUCACAUAACAAUGCUGUCAGGGCACCCUAUAUGAACAUACCUGUUGAGGAGGUCAAAAACUUCUACAAAAGUCUGGCCUAUUUAGAUAGGAAGUUAAACGACAAAGAAAACAUGAUACAGUUCAAGCUGAAGGAAGGCGAGGUUGUGAUAUUCAACAAUAACCGUGCAAUGCAUGGUCGAAGUAGCUUUCGAAUGGCACAGGGGUAUGACGAGGGCAAGAAAACCAGGCACCUUGAAGGAGGUUACCUUCAAUGGGAUGUCGUUAAAUCAGCUAUCAGACUCCUUGACGAAGAACUUGAUGACAUCACCAUCCACUAAGACUUCCACAAUGUAAACUCAAUCAAACGACAAACUGAAUUGCUCUCCUAGCAUAUCUUCCUCUUCAUUGGUCCAAUUCUGUUGAUCCGAACUUUCCUUUACGUGGCCGAUAGAUGGCGCUAUGAAAAUCAUAUAUUUUUUCCUUCGUCCUCUUACGUUAGGGGUAAGGGUGAGUGUGUGGGGGGGGGGAGGGGGAGGAGGUAUAGGUGAAAUAUACUUCCUCUAAUUUACGUUAAAGAAUUUCUUAAAUAUCUAUUUUUUAAUGUGCAUUUUUGUGCAAAAAGAAAAUUAAUUUGACAUUUUAAAUAAUGCAUGUACAUAUAUAUUUUGUUUUUAUUUUCCUUCACAAGAAUUUUUUUUUUUUAAUUGAUAUAUUGAUUUGAGAUAGAUCUGGCAUUUGUGUCUGCUAACAGUAAUAUCGACCUAAUGUCAUUAAUUUCUUUGUUUUACAUCAAUUUUUUUGUUUUACAUGGCUUUUUUGGUGAUUUUUUCUUUUUGGUGUAUCUGAAACUGUGAAAUCUUAUUUACAGAGGAACAUGUAAAAUAUUAUUUAAACAAACAAAAAAUAAUGUUUAUUACUUCAUCUAAAUGUUAAAGGGCAAGUCCGCCCCAACUGGAGAUUAGUUUGAAUAGGGGGGGGGGGUAAAACAAGGAUAGCGCUAGGUAUUUCAUCGGGGUCGGAUGUGAAAUGGGAAGGUUAUGCGUUUUAGGGAUUCCCUUCAUUACGCAAAGCAGUUGUGUUCACAUCAAGAUCCCUGUGCAAAUGAGGGGACUGAUAACGUCACACACUCAUUCAACUGUUUUUAUUCUAUUUCAUUGUAUAAAAUAUUUUAUUUUCUCCUGAUUGCCAUGUUAAACAAAAGUUUAAUUCCUCCCCGAACAUUAGGAAUUACCAUUGUUUUAAUACUUUGUUGUUUGAUUGAAAAAUUGAAUUAUUAGUAUAAUUCAAACAAUGAAAAACAAAAGGAAAUGGUGAGGGACGUCACUGACUUUCUAAUUUGCGUAUCACUAAUUUGUGCAUGAGGCUGUUUUGUGGAAGUCGGGUGGAACUUUGGCAUGUCAUUUAUAUCAUUUUGCAUCCGACUUUGAUGGAGUUUUCGAUGCUAUACUUCUUUAAAUUUUCCAUCUUGGUUCCAAUAAACUUUUUUUUCUGGUUUGUUCUUGACUUUUAAAAACAUCAUCUUAUUUUUCUUUUCUUUUCCUUUCUUUUCUUUUCUUUUCUUUUCUGUAUAAGAUUAUGUGCAAAAUGAGGAUUGAUUUAAAAUUCAUAUUGUACGUAUUUUCAUUCCUCAUUAAGAAAUGAUUUCAAAUAUGCCGUUAUGUUGAUUUGAGAUAGUUUCAUAUUUGUUUAUGCUGAUAUUCACAUCGAAAAUUGUAUUAUUUUGUUUGUUAGUUGUUUUAAAUGCAAUAUUUUAUUGUACUUGACUUUAUGUGAUUGUAUCUGAAAUUAUAAUUUCCUAUUUAAAGGAAUAAAGUAUAAUUU